Messenger RNA from Aureobasidium melanogenum CBS 110374, 633 nucleotides. RefSeq lists its product as uncharacterized. The coding region runs from base 1 to 633 and encodes 210 amino acids. NCBI's taxonomy places the organism in Eukaryota, Fungi, Ascomycota, Dothideomycetes, Dothideales, Saccotheciaceae. The transcript has a single exon. The record is from RefSeq and is a predicted model, not a curated record.
AUGGAACGUGACAUCUCUCCUCACAGCGCUGCUUCAACACCUGGAUACAUUGGAGCAAAACGGCUGCCUCCUUGGGAAGUUUCUAACCUUCCCCGAGUACCUCAUAUAUCCAAUUCAGCACCGCCUCUUUCGAAAGCAGAGGUGGAUGCCUUAUCGUCCUUGUGGGCGACAAGAACAACAACAGAUCACCAGAGCUCAGAAAUGGAUCAAAGAUUUCCAGAUUCGGCAUUUGCAGCACCCUCUCCACCCCAACGGACUGAGACUGGAUCAUCGUCAGCGAGAAAACCUUCCAUAGCGGACAGUGCAAGAACGGCAUCGCCUCAGCCUAGCGAGCAUAGGCAUAUGAGUCCGGCGUAUGGUCAUGUUUACGAAAAUGAUCACUCAAGUAGUCGACAACAAGUAGUGGCUAUGCCUGGCACCAUGUCGAGUCGUUCUGUUCCUAGUCAGCACCACCCAAUUAACUCCAAGAGAUCCUCCAACAAACGGCAGCACAAGAAAAGCCCUAAAGGCACCAAGGAGUCUGUGCCAAUCGGCCAUCGCUUCACCUCAGCAGUCAAAGACUUAUUCCGGAGGGAGCCGAUUGAUGACAGCAAUUUUGAACGUAUUGGAGAGCGACACUGGUCAGAUGAUUGA